CGAAGAAUCCCGUUUCAUCAGAUUUUGAGGGAAUCUGAGCCACUAAAAUAGCCUGAGGCCUUUAACAGCUCGCUUAUCCUCCACAUCCACCAUCUCAGCUUCGCUCUUCCCUGUGCUUCUCUUCUCUGAUGGCACUGUCAAGCCCACACAUCCAAAGAUUACUCGUCACCAAACUCCAUGGCCGUUCCACCUCCAGUAAUGGCAUCCGCAGAAACAGCGUCGCCAAUACGAGCAGAGGCCGCUGCUGCUCCGCCAUAGCCAUCGAUACUCCUUCGUCUUUUUCGGACGUGGCAGGCAUCCGAUGGGGAUCCAUUGCUUUGCAGGGUCUUCGCGAAGAGAUGGAAGAUGACAUUGUUGUUCGUCCUGAUGGCCUCCAUGGCUUCUCUUUUGCAGCUGUGUUUGAUGGCCAUGGAGGAUUUUCGUCUGUCGAGUUUCUCAGGGAAGAACUGUACAAGGAGUGUCUUGCAGCUUUACAUGGUGGGUUAAUAUUGGAUAGGGAAGAUUUCCAGGCCAUUAAAGCAGCAUUAGAGGAGGCAUUUGUCAAUGCCGACACAAGUUUGUUAAAACGGCUUGAAAUGAAUGAAGAUGAAUCUGGCGCUACAGCAACUGCAAUGUUCGUCAGAGAUGAUGUGCUUCUCAUUUCGCAUUUAGGUGACUCAUCUGCGGUUCUAAGCCGGGCUGGUAGAGCGGAAGAGCUGACUAGUCCCCACCGACCAUAUGGGAGCAAUAAAUUCUCUCUUCAAGAAAUUAAAAGAAUCAGAGAAGCAGGUGGAUGGAUUGUCAAUGGGAGAAUUUGUGGAGACAUUGCUGUAUCUCGUGCAUUUGGGGAUGUAAGAUUCAAAACAAAGAAGAAUGAAAUGCUGAGAAAAGGGACCGAGGAAGGAAGAUGGUCAGAAAAAUUUGCUUCUCGUGUACAGCUCAACAGAGACCUAAUCAUUGCAUGCCCUGAUAUUAAUCAAGUACAUCUUGGCUCGGAUGCAGAAUUUAUAGUAUUGGCAUCUGAUGGCUUAUGGGACUACAUGAAAAGGUCUAAGUUACAUAAAUGGUCAUUUUCUUAUAAUGUCUCUUUAAGAGAGGAGAAAUCACCUUCUCCUUCUUCCUACCAUUUCAGCUCAGAAGCAGUUUCAUUUGUGAGGAAUCAACUUCGGGAACAUGGUGAUAUUCAGCUUGCCUGCGAAGCUCUUGCACGAGCAGCUCUGGAUCGACGCACACAGGAUAACAUUAGCAUCAUAAUUGCUGAUUUAGGGCGGACAGAUUGGCGGAACUUGCCACUUCAGCAGCAAAACGUUAUUUAUGAGGCGGUCCAAGCUUUAGCCACCAUUGGAAUAGUGUCACUUGGAAUUUGGUUUUCAUCCCAGAUUUUAUGAAUGGAAGAAGAUUAGUCGUCAAUGUAUAUAAACAGACACAUAGAUUUUUAGACUUCUUGCCUGUAUAACCUAAUUGUACAUUCUCACUUCUUGAAAUCUACUUGGUUUAAGACACAGAGCGUCAUUGUUAUAUUCUGAUGCUAAAAUUCGAUUCUC
This is a messenger RNA of Neltuma alba, 1523 nucleotides long. Its product is annotated as protein phosphatase 2C 57. Gene Ontology annotation, molecular function: cation binding; protein serine/threonine phosphatase activity. The transcript is spliced from 10 exons. The coding region runs from base 129 to 1367 and encodes 412 amino acids. The record is from RefSeq and is a predicted model, not a curated record. Gene Ontology annotation, biological process: protein dephosphorylation. Lineage: Eukaryota; Viridiplantae; Streptophyta; Magnoliopsida; Fabales; Fabaceae.